AUGAAGUUGAUUUUUAUAUUUUUAACUCUAUUAAUUUUUGUUUCUUCAUGUACAUCAAUACUUAUAAAGGAAUCUAGUGAAGAAGAGAGAAUAUAUCCUUUCAAUCCAGUAGCAAGUCCUUUCGAUCCACGUUCACUGAACCAAAUACUUAAAAUAGGCAAAAUUGGUUAUUGUUUUGAUUGCGCAAGAGCUUGUAUGAGAAGAGAUAGGUAUAUUCGCACAUGUAGUUUUGAAAGAAAACUUUGUCGUUGCAGUUAUAGUCAUAUUCAUCAUACUCAUGGUUAAGG
Molecule: messenger RNA, 287 nt
Organism: Arabidopsis thaliana (thale cress)
Lineage: Eukaryota; Viridiplantae; Streptophyta; Magnoliopsida; Brassicales; Brassicaceae
Gene: LURE1.1
Product: Putative membrane lipoprotein
Exons: 2
Coding region: 1-285 (94 amino acids)
Cellular component (GO): extracellular region
Source: RefSeq, marked reviewed